Molecule: messenger RNA, 426 nt
Organism: Knipowitschia caucasica
Lineage: Eukaryota; Metazoa; Chordata; Actinopteri; Gobiiformes; Gobiidae
Source: the annotation of a GenBank genome assembly
AUGCCUGGGAAGAGACCGCCCUCACAGUUUGGACCAAUCUCGCCCAACAAGGAAGUGAAUGUGGAGAAGUUCUUCAAGAUAGAUGAAGAGGGGACAGCCAAGCCAAAACUAACAGAAACCAAAAGGCCUUCCAUCAGCACCGUGACACAGUCCCAGACACAAGAGAAGCAAAGUUUUGUGAUCGAGACAAAGCCUUCCCUUCCAGGCCCCACCGCAGAGGGCACAGACCUGGAGCCUGAGGAGCAAAGUGGCUUUGAGGAACUUAGGGCUCAGAUGAAAGAACUGCUGCUGACGGUGGAGCUGCUCAAGGCUCAGCAGAUGAAAGAAAUGUCGGAGCUGCGCGGGGAGCUGGAUGAGGAGCGGCACAAGCGCAUGGCUCUGCAGAUGGAGAUAGAAAAACUCAAGCGGACAGUCCAUUUGACGUGA